AAUUAUUUGUGUAAUAUGUUAGCACCUCGAGAUUAUGAGAAGAUUACUUUAAACAAGGAAAAAACCUUAUUUAACAACGCUAAUUUCAUCAUGAAAAAUACAAGGUUAAUGCUCUUCAUUAUCGCUGAAGAGCAAGUAGGUUACGAUAAGAAAUUGGUGCUCUCAUAUGACAACUCCCUUCUUUGGAUCAGACUUGCUAUGGGAGUAACUACAUUGCCUCCAGCCCAUAAUGCCAGAUUGCUUAUUGAAACUAAGAAAUUAUGAAAAAGUCAGCAUGAGAUUAAGUUUCUUACAAGCGCGAGUUUUCCAGAGUCAACAAUUCUUAAUAUUGAAAACUCCAAAUGAGAAGAUCCAAAGUUCACCAGUAUUUUUAACCCUAUGAUGAAGAUAUGCUCAAAGCAAUUACAGAAUGCUUCAUUCUCUUUCUUUACGAUCCCUGGAAGAAAAUUCAACAGGCUCUUUAUCAGUUGACUCAACUCAUUAAAAAUAAUGUUCUCUGAAUGUCAUAUAGGUUAUAAAGAGAUAAAUAUCCCAAGCACAAUCCAGUCUAGAGCUCAGAAUAUUGUUUUCCGUAAUUGUUGUAACCUUGAGAAAUCAUGGUUGGCUUAUGAAACUCCUGAAGUCCACAACAUUCUUAAAUUUAUCACUUCUAAACCCAUAGAGAAAUACCUUAAAACCGUAAAAAUCUCCCUAAACAUCACACCAAACCAGACAAAAAAGUUCCAUACAUCCCACCCAAAUAUCUCCACCAUCUCUAUCACCCCAAACUCUGACCCCAUACACUACCUCACCUACCCAAGACCCGAGACCACCCAAAUUCUGACCCUAACCUACACCUAACCUCUCU
Messenger RNA from Moneuplotes crassus, 847 nucleotides. The record is from the annotation of a GenBank genome assembly. Lineage: Eukaryota; Ciliophora; Spirotrichea; Euplotida; Euplotidae.